Molecule: messenger RNA, 4732 nt
Organism: Manis javanica (Malayan pangolin)
Lineage: Eukaryota; Metazoa; Chordata; Mammalia; Pholidota; Manidae
Gene: COL1A1
Product: collagen type I alpha 1 chain
Cellular component (GO): extracellular matrix
Molecular function (GO): extracellular matrix structural constituent; protein binding
Source: RefSeq, a predicted model, not a curated record
GCCGGUCGUCGGAGCAGACGGGAGUUUCUCCUCGGGGUCGGAGCAGGAGGCACGCGGAGUGUGAGGCCACGCAUGAGCGGACGCUAACCCCCACCCCAGCCGCAAAGAGUCUACAUGUCUAGGGUCUAGACAUGUUCAGCUUUGUGGACCUCCGGCUCCUGCUCCUCUUAGCGGCCACCGCCCUCCUGACGCACGGGCAAGAGGAGGGCCAAGACGUGGGCCAAGACGUGAGCCAAGACGAGGGCCAAGAAGAAGACAUCCCACCAGUCACCUGCGUACAGAACGGCCUCAGGUACCAAGACCGAGACGUCUGGAAACCCGAGGCGUGUCGGAUCUGUGUCUGCGACAAUGGCAACGUGUUGUGCGAUGACGUGAUCUGCGACGACACCAAGAACUGUCCCGGUGCCACAAUUCCCCCGGGCGAGUGCUGCCCCGUCUGCCCCACCGACGGAGAAUCACCUAAGGACGAAGAAACCACAGGAGUGGAGGGACCCAAAGGAGACACUGGCCCCCGGGGCCCAAAGGGACCCGCUGGCCCCCCUGGCCGAGAUGGCAUCCCUGGACAGCCUGGACUUCCUGGGCCCCCCGGACCUCCCGGACCUCCUGGACCCCCUGGCCUCGGAGGAAACUUUGCUCCCCAGAUGUCUUAUGGCUAUGAUGAGAAAUCAACUGGAGGCUUGUCCGUGCCUGGCCCCAUGGGUCCUUCUGGUCCUCGUGGUCUCCCUGGCCCCCCUGGCGCACCUGGUCCCCAAGGUUUCCAAGGUCCCCCUGGAGAGCCUGGAGAGCCUGGAGCUUCAGGUCCUAUGGGUCCCCGCGGCCCCCCUGGCCCCCCUGGCAAGAAUGGAGAUGAUGGUGAAGCCGGAAAGCCUGGUCGCCCUGGUGAGCGUGGGCCCCCUGGACCUCAGGGUGCUCGGGGAUUGCCUGGAACAGCUGGCCUCCCUGGAAUGAAGGGACACAGAGGCUUUAGUGGCUUGGAUGGUGCCAAGGGAGAUUCUGGCCCUUCUGGUCCCAAGGGUGAGCCUGGUAGUCCCGGUGAAAAUGGAGCUCCUGGUCAGAUGGGCCCCCGUGGUCUGCCUGGUGAGAGAGGUCGCCCUGGAGCCUCUGGCCCUGCUGGUGCUCGUGGAAAUGAUGGUGCUACAGGAGCUGCUGGCCCCCCUGGUCCCACUGGCCCUGCUGGUCCUCCUGGAUUCCCUGGUGCUGUUGGUGCUAAGGGCGAAGCUGGUCCCCAAGGAGCCCGAGGCUCUGAAGGUCCCCAGGGUGUUCGUGGUGAGCCUGGCCCCCCUGGCCCCGCUGGUGCUGCUGGCCCUGCUGGAAACCCUGGUGCUGAUGGACAGCCUGGUGCUAAAGGUGCCAAUGGUGCUCCUGGUAUUGCUGGUGCUCCUGGCUUCCCUGGAGCCCGAGGCCCCUCUGGACCCCAAGGUCCCAGCGGCCCUCCUGGUCCCAAGGGUAACAGUGGUGAACCUGGUGCUCCCGGCAACAAAGGAGAUACUGGCGCCAAGGGAGAGCCUGGCCCUACGGGUAUUCAAGGUCCCCCUGGCCCUGCCGGAGAAGAAGGAAAGCGAGGAGCCCGAGGUGAACCUGGUCCCACUGGCCUGCCCGGCCCCCCUGGCGAGCGUGGUGGCCCUGGUAGCCGUGGUUUCCCUGGAGCAGACGGUGUUGCUGGUCCCAAGGGUCCCGCUGGUGAACGUGGUUCUCCUGGCCCUGCUGGCCCCAAAGGUUCUCCUGGUGAAGCUGGUCGCCCUGGUGAAGCUGGUCUGCCUGGUGCCAAGGGUCUGACUGGAAGCCCUGGCAGCCCUGGUCCUGAUGGCAAAACCGGCCCCACUGGACCUGCUGGUCAAGAUGGUCGCCCUGGCCCCCCCGGCCCCCCUGGUGCCCGUGGUCAGGCUGGUGUGAUGGGAUUCCCUGGACCUAAAGGUGCUGCUGGAGAGCCAGGCAAAGCUGGGGAGCGAGGUGUUCCCGGGCCCCCAGGCGCUGUUGGUCCUGCUGGCAAAGACGGAGAAGCUGGAGCCCAGGGACCCCCCGGCCCUGCUGGUCCCGCUGGCGAAAGAGGUGAACAGGGCCCUGCCGGUUCCCCCGGGUUCCAGGGUCUCCCUGGCCCCGCUGGUCCUUCUGGUGAAGCAGGCAAACCCGGUGAACAGGGUGUUCCUGGAGACCUCGGUGCCCCUGGCCCCUCUGGUGCAAGAGGCGAGAGAGGUUUCCCUGGUGAGCGUGGUGUGCAAGGUCCUCCAGGUCCUGCUGGUCCCCGUGGUUCCAAUGGUGCCCCUGGCAAUGAUGGUGCUAAGGGUGAUGCUGGUGCUCCCGGAGCCCCCGGUAGCCAGGGCGCCCCUGGCCUUCAGGGAAUGCCUGGCGAACGAGGUGCAGCUGGCCUUCCAGGCCCUAAGGGCGACAGAGGCGAUGCUGGUCCUAAAGGUGCUGAUGGUUCUCCUGGCAAAGAUGGCGUCCGAGGUCUGACUGGCCCCAUUGGUCCUCCUGGCCCCGCUGGUGCCACUGGUGACAAGGGUGAAAGUGGUCCUAGCGGCCCUGCUGGUCCCACUGGAGCUCGUGGUGCCCCCGGAGACCGUGGUGAGCCUGGUCCCCCUGGCCCUGCUGGCUUCGCUGGCCCCCCUGGUGCUGAUGGCCAACCUGGUGCUAAAGGUGAACCCGGUGAUGCUGGUGCUAAGGGCGAUGCUGGUCCCCCUGGCCCUGCUGGCGCUGCUGGCCCCCCUGGCCCAAUCGGUAACGUUGGUGCUCCUGGACCCAAAGGUGCUCGUGGCAGUGCCGGCCCCCCUGGUGCUACUGGCUUCCCUGGUGCUGCUGGCCGAGUCGGUCCCCCCGGCCCCUCUGGAAAUUCUGGACCCCCUGGCCCUCCUGGCCCUGUUGGCAAAGAAGGCGGCAAAGGUCCCCGUGGUGAGACUGGCCCCGCCGGACGUCCCGGAGAAGUCGGCCCCCCUGGUCCCCCUGGCCCUACUGGCGAGAAAGGAUCUCCUGGUGCUGAUGGACCUGCUGGUGCUCCCGGAACUCCUGGACCUCAGGGCAUUGCUGGACAGCGUGGUGUGGUCGGCCUGCCCGGUCAGCGAGGAGAAAGAGGCUUCCCUGGUCUUCCUGGCCCCUCUGGUGAACCUGGCAAACAAGGUCCUUCUGGAUCAAGUGGUGAACGUGGCCCCCCUGGUCCCAUGGGCCCCCCUGGAUUGGCUGGACCCCCUGGCGAGUCUGGACGUGAGGGAUCUCCUGGUGCUGAAGGCUCCCCCGGAAGAGAUGGCUCUCCUGGCCCCAAGGGUGACCGUGGUGAGACAGGCCCUGCUGGACCCCCUGGUGCUCCUGGAGCUCCUGGUGCCCCUGGCCCCGUCGGCCCUGCUGGCAAGAAUGGCGAUCGUGGUGAGACUGGUCCUGCUGGUCCUGCUGGUCCCAUUGGCCCUGUUGGUGCCCGUGGCCCUUCUGGACCUCAAGGCCCACGUGGUGACAAGGGUGAGACAGGCGAACAGGGUGACAGAGGCAUAAAGGGUCACCGUGGCUUCUCUGGUCUCCAGGGUCCCCCUGGCCCUCCUGGCUCUCCUGGUGAACAAGGUCCCUCUGGAGCCUCUGGUCCUGCUGGUCCCCGUGGUCCCCCUGGCUCUGCUGGUUCUCCUGGCAAAGAUGGACUCAAUGGUCUCCCAGGCCCCAUCGGCCCCCCUGGUCCUCGUGGUCGCACUGGCGAUGCUGGUCCUGUGGGUCCCCCCGGUCCUCCUGGGCCGCCUGGUCCCCCUGGUCCUCCCAGCGGCGGUUUCGACUUCAGCUUCCUGCCCCAGCCACCUCAAGAGAAGGCUCACGACGGCGGCCGCUACUACCGGGCUGAUGAUGCCAAUGUGGUCCGUGAUCGUGACCUCGAGGUGGACACCACCCUCAAGAGCCUGAGCCAGCAGAUCGAGAACAUCCGGAGCCCCGAAGGCAGCCGCAAAAACCCCGCCCGCACCUGCCGUGACCUCAAAAUGUGCCACUCCAACUGGAAGAGCGGAGAAUACUGGAUUGAUCCCAACCAAGGCUGCAACCUGGACGCCAUCAAGGUCUUCUGCAACAUGGAGACAGGGGAGACCUGCGUGUACCCCACUCAGCCCAGCGUGGCCCAGAAGAACUGGUACAUCAGCAAGAACCCCAAGGACAAGAGGCACGUCUGGUAUGGCGAGAGCAUGAGCGGAGGAUUCCAGUUCAAUUACGGCGGCCAGGGCUCCGAUCCUGCCGAUGUGGCCAUCCAGCUGACUUUCCUGCGCCUGAUGUCCACUGAGGCCUCCCAGAACAUCACCUACCACUGCAAGAACAGUGUGGCCUACAUGGACCAGCAGACUGGCAACCUCAAGAAGGCCCUGCUCCUCCAGGGCUCCAACGAGAUCGAGAUCCGGGCCGAGGGCAACAGCCGCUUUACUUACAGCGUCACCUACGACGGCUGCACGAGUCACACCGGAGUUUGGGGCAAGACAGUAAUCGAAUACAAAACCACCAAGACCUCCCGCUUGCCCAUCAUCGAUGUGGCCCCAUUGGACAUUGGCGCUCCCAACCAGGAAUUCGGCUUUGACGUUGGCUCUGUCUGCUUCCUGUAAACUCCCUCCACCCCAACCUGGCUCCCUCCCACCCAGCCCACUUGCCCCUGACCCUGGAAACAGACAAACAACCCAAACUGAACCCCCCAAAAAGCCAAAAAAUGGGAGACAAUUUCACAUGGACUUUGGAAAAUAUUUUUUUCCUUUGCCUUCAUCUCUCAAACUUAGUUUUUAUGUUUGAU